Molecule: messenger RNA, 1215 nt
Organism: Raphanus sativus (radish)
Lineage: Eukaryota; Viridiplantae; Streptophyta; Magnoliopsida; Brassicales; Brassicaceae
Product: heat stress transcription factor A-7b
Exons: 3
Coding region: 278-1141 (287 amino acids)
Biological process (GO): regulation of transcription by RNA polymerase II
Cellular component (GO): nucleus
Molecular function (GO): RNA polymerase II cis-regulatory region sequence-specific DNA binding; DNA-binding transcription factor activity
Source: RefSeq, a predicted model, not a curated record
CUUCUAUUUAUAAGUCACAUACGUGGCCAAUCUCUUCACCACAUCUUCUUCCUCAAUUACCAUAAACUAACACACAUCAAAAGCAGAGUGUUGUGUGUUUUCAAAAGACGCACUUCCCGCGUCUUUCCAAGCCCAUUUUUGUUUAUUUGUUGUUAGUCUUCAAUAAUUUAGAAACCCAAAUGAUUCGUUUCGUCCCCUGCACCAAAACUUAUGAAAAAAACAAUAUUAGGUCAAAGGUGUCAUCAUCGAAGGUCUAUUAUUGAUUCAAAGAAGGAAGAUGGAUCCAUCGUCGAGUUCGAGAGCGUGGCCGAUGCCGAUGCCGAUGCCAAUGGAAGGAUUGCAAGAACCAGGGCCAGGUCCGUUUCUGACAAAGACUUUCGAGAUGGUGGACGAUCCAAACACAAACCACAUUGUGUCGUGGAACAGGGGAGGCAUUAGUUUUGUCGUGUGGGAUCCACAUUCUUUCUCCGCGACUAUUCUUCCUCUAUACUUCAAGCACAACAACUUCUCCAGUUUCGUCAGACAACUCAACACUUACUUCUGGAGGACCUCGACGAAGCGUUCGGCCUCCAGUUACUGCGAAAUGGGAUUCAGAAAGAUUGAGGCAGAGAGAUGGGAAUUUAUGAAUGAAGGUUUCUUGAUGGGACAGAGAGACCUUCUCAAAAGCAUCAAGCGACGAACCUCCUCCUCUGCUCCUCCCUCGCUCCAUCACUCUCAAGGCGACCCCUGCGUCGAGCUGCGGCAAGAGAGGCAUGUUCUGAUGAUGGAGAUCUCGAGACUCAGACAGCAGGAGCAGAGAGCGAGAGGCUAUAUCCAAGCCAUGGAGCAGAGGAUCGAUGGAGCAGAGAGGAAACAGAGACAUAUGAUGUCUUUUCUGAGGCGUGUCGCGAAGAACCCCGCUCUUCUGCAGCAGCUACUCGAGCAGCAGAAGAAAGAACUAGAGGAGGCUUCGAUGGAUCAGGUCAAACAGGAGACGGUGGGACACGUUUCGGAGCUGGAUGCUCUGGCACUAGAGAUGCAAGGACAUGGACGUCAACGGACUGAGGAGGUGGAGAGGGAACUCGACGACGGGUUUUGGGAAGAACUACUAAUGAACAAGGAUGAAGAUGAUGAAGAAGAGGCGAAUGUGAACACAUGUUAACUAGGUUCUUGUUCGAACCUAGUUAUCAAUAAAUUAAUGAAAUACAAAGGAGAUGUAUAAUAUUUAUAAUAGUA